UCUGCAGUGAAAAUAGAUGAAUCUCCUGAGUGGUUACCUCAUGGAUGGAUUAUGGAAGUGAAAACUAAAAAGAAUGGUUCACAAUACAAGUGCUAUAUUGACCCAGCAACUGGUCACAAGUGUUAUUCAAAGCCAGAGCUGUCUCGAUAUCUCAAAGGUGUCAAGUGCAACAGCGGCAAAACCAAGGAGGACAUUGGCUCUAUUAGCAACCAUGACCUUGGUGGUUCAACUGGGGAGGAAUCCUCUUUGAAGCCAGAUGUUUCUCAAAAUAGCAAAAAUGUUGUGGAUGAGAUUCUCUCUUUGGAAGGGCUUCCACCAGGAUGGAUUAAAGCAAUAAGGACUAGAAAAUAUGGGAAUGGUAUAAAGAAAGACCCGUAUUACUUUGAUCCUGAAAGUGGAUACAUGUUCCGUUCCACAUUGGAUGCUAAGCGAUAUCUGGACACUGGUGAUAUUGCUACAUGCAAAAUCAAGCCACAGAAAAGGGACAACAACGAUAUGGUGGCACCGAAAAAUGAUGACAUCUGGUGCUACAUUGAUCCAGCAACUGGAAGCAAAUUUUACUCGAAGGCAGAACUGUCUAAGUAUCGCGAAACUGUACAGUGCGACAGUGGAACAGCCAAAGAGAAGGAAAUAGACAUUGGCUCUAUUAGCAAUUCUGCAGUGAAAAUAGAUGAAUCUCCUGAGUGGUUGCCUCGUGGAUGGAUUAUGGAGGUGAAAACUAAGAAGAGUGGUUCACAAUACAAGUGUUACAUUGAUCCAGCAACUGGGUACAAGUGUUAUUCAAAGCCAGCGCUGUCUCGAUAUCUCAAAGGUUUUAAGUGCAACAGUGGCAAAGCCAAGGAGGACAUUGGCUGUAUUAUCAAUCAUGACCUUGGUGGUUCAACUGGAGAGGAGUCCUCUUUGAAGCCAGAUGUUUCUCAAAUUAGCAAAGAUGUUGUGGACAAGACACUCUCUCUGGAAGGGCUACCACCAGGAUGGAUUAAAGAGAUAAGGAAAAGAAAAUACGCGAGUGGUACAAAAAAAGAUCCGUAUUACAUUGAUCCUGAAAGUGGAUACAUGUUCCGCUCCACAUUGGAUGCUUUGCGAUAUCUGAAAACUGGUGGUAUUGCUACAUGUAAAAUGAAACCAAAGAGAAUGGACGUCAACGAUAUGGUGCUUAAACAUGAGGACAUCUGUGCUCCAUCCGCAGUUGGAGGGAAGAAAAGGAAGCAUUCUACUUCCAAAAGACGACUAUUUGAAGGUAAAGAAAGAAGCGGUAGUAGUGGCUUAGCAGCAUUCGAAGCCAAGAGCUCAAAGGAAAGGCGAACCAAUGGUUUUAAGAGAAAACAUGGUUUGACAGUGUCUGAAAACGGGUCUGCUUCUACUCCUGCAACUGAUAUUUUUCCAGAGGAGACAUUGCCCCAGAAUGUGAUGGAAGAGAAUAGCAAGAAAAAGACGUGGAUUGGCUCGAGGAAUUCCAUGGAAAGAGGGCUUAGGCGAACUUCAAAAAGGCUUGCUGGGAUUAAACCUGAGAUUCAGGACAAAUUGGAAUCAAGUGAAAGUGCUCUGGCUGCAGCCAGGAAGUCCACUGAAAUAGAAGCCAAUCCAUCUCCCACUUUGGUCCUGGAUGGUGCAGCUAAUAGAGUGCCCGAGCUUGUGACAGAGCUAGAAGCAGAGACCACAAAAGGUCAUGCUUCCAUAGACAAAGAAGCUGUGUUGGAUAUAGAACCAUCGAUCGAAAACAAAAGGCCUGUGGAUAUAUCGCAAGUGUCACUAGGAAUGCAGACAACUGAGAAACAAGAUGAGGGGAAGCCAGAAUCCCAAGAUUCUCGAGGCUUAUAUUCAUUGGGAGACUCUUGGUCAGAUCCAUGUCUAGACUUUGCAUUCAAGACUCUUACAGGGGCAAUACCAGUUGAAGAUAAUCCAAUUCAGGGGCAUCUCCAGCAACAACCUGACCCUUCUUCUAUCCAAGAAGAGGGUUGUUUUGGACUGCCCGAGUCUGGCAUGCCCAGCUUUUUCCAAAAUGAUGUUCCAGCUCAGGUUGAUUCACCCGAGAAACGUGUGCCCCCGCUGAAUCCUGCAUUCGUGCCCCAGGGAAAUGCCAACAUACCCGGCUGCAGCUGGCUUCGUCCUCAGCAACCUAGCUUGGACCCGGGGACCAGCAACAUCAGACAAGGGUGA
Molecule: messenger RNA, 2160 nt
Organism: Ilex paraguariensis (yerba mate)
Lineage: Eukaryota; Viridiplantae; Streptophyta; Magnoliopsida; Aquifoliales; Aquifoliaceae
Source: the annotation of a GenBank genome assembly